AUAUCCAGAUCAGUUUCAGGUCUCGGCGGACUUCAGCGGUGGCAGUCAUGAAGGCCCCUGCCUCCUCGGAGCCUGAAACGGCCGAGGUGCUGCCCCAGCACAAGUUGGACCUCAGGACCCUGGAGAACUACUUAAGCCAACACUUGCCGGGCUUUGCAGCCGAGCCUGAGACCACGCUGUCAGUUGCUCAAUACAGAUUAGGACAGUCCAAUCCAACCUUCUAUCUCCAGAAGGGCAUUCAAGCAUACGUACUCAGGAAAAAACCACCCGGUUCACUUCUUCCUAAAGCACACCAGAUUGAUAGAGAAUUUAAGGUCCAGAAAGCCUUGUAUGCAAUUGGAUUCCCUGUUCCCAAGCCUUUGCUGUACUGCGCUGAGGCUUCUAUUAUUGGAACAGAAUUUUACGUGAUGGAACAUGUACAGGGGAGGAUCUUCCGUGACUUCACCAUUCCUGGAGUUAGCCCAGCAGAGCGCACAGCCCUAUAUGUGGCCACGAUCGAAACCUUGGCGCGACUGCACUCCCUGCAGGUACGGUCAUUGCCACUGGAGGGCUAUGGCCGUGGAGCUGACUACUGCAAAAGACAGGUGUCAACUUGGACAAAACAGUAUCAAGCUGCAUCCCAUCAAGACAUCCCUGCCAUGAACCAGCUAUCUGACUGGCUAAUGAAAAACUUGCCAGAGAAUGACAAUGAAGAGAGUUUGAUUCAUGGAGAUUUUAAACUAGAUAACAUAGUUUUCCACCCUAAAGAGUCGCGAGUUAUUGCAGUACUGGACUGGGAACUUUCAACCAUUGGUCAUCCUUUGGCUGACUUAGCCCACCUUUCUCUGUUUUACCUUUGGCCGAAGACAGUUCCAAUGAUAAACCAUGGAUCUUAUUUUCAAGAAAACAUAGGGAUACCAUCAAUGGAAGAACUGAUCUCAAUAUAUUGCCACCACAGGGGAAUUAAUUCUACUCUUCCUAACUGGAACUUCUUUUUGGCCCUCUCAUAUUUUAAAAUGGCUGGAAUAGCACAGGGUGUCUAUAGUAGAUAUCUUCUGGGAAAUAAUUCAUCUGAGAAUAGCUGUUUGUUUGCCAAUAUUGUGAAACCUCUGGCAGAAACUGGAUUACAACUCUCAAAAAGAACUUUUAGUACUACACUACCACAGAUUGGUACUACUGGACAAUUAUUUGUACAGACUCGGACAGGCCAGGAAGUUCUUACUAGGGUGAAGCAUUUCAUGAAACAAUACAUCCUUCCAGCUGAAAAAGAGGUUCUUGAGUUCUAUGCUCACAAUGGAGAUUCUGUGGAUAAGUGGAAGAAACCUUUAGUGAUUGAGAAACUCAAGGAGAUGGCCAAAGCAGAGGGCCUCUGGAACCUGUUUUUGCCAGCUGUGAGCGGUCUCAGCCAGGUGGACUAUGCCUUGAUUGCUGAAGAAACAGGAAAAUGCUUUUUUGCUCCAGAUGUCUUUAAUUGCCAAGCACCAGACACAGGAAACAUGGAAGUACUGCACCUGUAUGGAAGUAAGGAGCAGAAGCAGCAGUGGCUUGAGCCUCUUCUUCAAGGAAGCAUGGCCUCCUGCUUCUGUAUGACAGAGCCUGAUGUUGCUUCAAGCGACGCCACCAAUAUUGAAUGUAGCAUCCAGCGAGAUGGUGACAGCUAUGUCAUUAAUGGCAAGAAAUGGUGGAGCAGUGGAGCUGGGAACCCAAAAUGCAAAAUUGCAAUUGUCAUGGGAAAAACCAAAAAUUCUUCAGAAUCCAGACACAAGCAACACAGCAUGAUUCUUGUCCCAAUCAGUACACCUGGAGUAGACAUUAUAAGGCCUUUGUCGGUUUUUGGCUAUAUGGAUAAUUUGCAUGGAGGACAUUUUGAAAUCCAUUUUAAUCAAGUACGAGUUCCUGCCACCAAUAUAAUCCUGGGUGAAGGAAGGGGGUUUGAAAUCGCCCAAGGCCGCCUUGGACCUGGCAGAAUCCACCACUGCAUGAGAACGGUUGGUUUGGCCGAACGUGCUUUACAGAUCAUGUGUGAACGUGCAGCACAGAGGGUGGCCUUUAAGAAGAAACUGUAUGCACACGAGGUCGUAGCCCACUGGAUUGCUGAGAGCCGCAUUGCCAUUGAGCAGAUCCGUUUGUUGACCUUGAAAGCUGCCCACAGCAUUGACACGGUGGGCAGCGCUCGGGCUAAGAAAGAGAUUGCAAUGAUCAAAGUGGCUGCCCCCCGAGCUGUCUGCAGCAUCAUCGAUCGGGCCAUCCAGGUGUGUGGAGGCGCAGGCGUUUCCCAGGACUACCCUCUGGCUAACAUGUACGCGCUGGUCCGCACUUUGCGCUUGGCCGAUGGCCCGGAUGAAGUUCACCUGUCAGCCAUUGCAGGCAUGGAGCUGCAGGACCAAGCCAAAGGGCUGAGGGCCAAAAUGUAGGGGGGCAGAGGGGCACAGCACAUUCGGUGGGCAGCAACUCACCCGCCCACAGAUUAACCAACCCGUUUGUGAGUGAUGGCGCGCUUUGGGAGCAGCUUGAGAACCGGGAGAAUGACUCACAUCGGGGUGUUGUUGUGGCAUCUACUUGGAUCAACUAGUUGUAAAGGUUUAAGUUACAUUGGCAAUUACGUAACUGUUGUGACUCAGUCUAGUACUUCAGUGUAACAUUUAUUUUCUUCUGACUGUCCAGUUAUGAAGAGAUCAUGAAUUAACUUGGAAGAGUGGUGCCUAGGCAUAAAAAGACCUUCACUUUUUUACUUUCAGGAACUACUCCUUGCAAGCAAAUACUCAAACAAUAUUUAAUCACCACGGUAUGAAAAUGUAGCAGGUCCUCCCUUUUGACACCGGUUUGAGGCCUUGAUUGAACAUAGUGACUUGAGAAAGCUAAGUAUUCUAAUGGGUGGAUGUUUGCAACAGGGACGGAGCAUGACUGAUGGGCUUCUUCAGCGUUUAUAUCACUAAAAGCCUCUCUAGAAUUCAACAGCAAACAUUCAUGCAUAAAAUCACAACGUGGUGCAUAUAA
Molecule: messenger RNA, 2976 nt
Organism: Echinops telfairi (small Madagascar hedgehog)
Lineage: Eukaryota; Metazoa; Chordata; Mammalia; Afrosoricida; Tenrecidae
Gene: ACAD11
Product: acyl-CoA dehydrogenase family member 11
Exons: 20
Coding region: 48-2393 (781 amino acids)
Cellular component (GO): mitochondrion
Molecular function (GO): oxidoreductase activity, acting on the CH-CH group of donors; flavin adenine dinucleotide binding
Source: RefSeq, a predicted model, not a curated record